Messenger RNA from Hansenula ciferrii, 1590 nucleotides. It is a transcript of the gene RAX1, whose product is annotated as Rax1p. The coding region runs from base 1 to 1590 and encodes 529 amino acids. NCBI's taxonomy places the organism in Eukaryota, Fungi, Ascomycota, Saccharomycetes, Phaffomycetales, Wickerhamomycetaceae. The transcript has a single exon. The record is from RefSeq and is a predicted model, not a curated record. Gene Ontology annotation, cellular component: plasma membrane. Gene Ontology annotation, biological process: intracellular protein localization.
AUGGCUUCCCCUUAUAAACCCACAACAAAGCAAACAUUAUUACCAAAUUCAAAUAUUCAUGAAUUAUUACCUGAAACCCAUAAUUUACCUUAUGAUUAUGAUGAUGAAGAUGAUUUAAAUAUAGAAACUAAAAAUUAUCAACAAGAUAUUUAUUCAAAUCAACAACAACAGGUACCACAUAGUACACUAUCAAGACUACCAACACUUUAUGAAGUUUUAAAUAGAAAGACUCAACCACCAGUUGAUCUUUGGAGUUUUUAUAUAUUUAUGAGAGAUUAUCAAAAUUCUGUUGAUUAUUUAGAUUUUUGGAUUGAUGUUAUUACACAUCUUAGACUUUGUAAAGAUUAUGUUAAAGGUCUUAGAGAAAGUUUAUUAUUAAGUGAAAAACAUAAAAGUUCAAGUGGUGAUGAUCAAAAAAGAAAUACUACAUCAUCAUCAAAUUAUGAACAAUUACAAGGACAAGGACAACAGGGAACACCAGGUCAACAACAAAGAACAUCAGUUUCAUCUUCAUUGUUAUUAGAAGCUUUAUUAAGUGAAGGAUUCUUAGAUGAUAAUGAUAAUAAAAGAGUUUCAUCUUUUUUACAAGGUAAUGAAUAUAUAAAUACUUCAGAUCCAAGAAUUAAUGCAAUUUUAGGUAUUAAUACAAUCCCCAUUGAAGAAACCCAGGGUCAAGAACCAGAAUUUGAAGAAGCUCCAAUAAUUCAAUCCCAAUCAAAUAUUCAACCUCAAACUCCAUCAACCCCUAGAUCUUCAAAAUCUCCAUUGUUAAAUCAAUAUGAACCAUUAACUUCACCUUCAAAGACUUAUAUUCGUGAUUCACCAAAGAGAAAUUCAGGUCAAUCCUCAAUAAACUUCCAGCAAAAGCAAACGAUAACACCAAAAAGAAACUCCACAAGAAUAUUACCAGAAAAUUUAGAAGCUUAUACAUCAAAUAUCAAGAAUGGUAAUAUAACAAGAUCAACAUUAAAAUCUUCAUCAAAAAAUUUAUUAAACACAUAUUUCCAAUCAAAUUCAUCACAUAGAUUAAACAUACCAGAUCGUAUAAUUCGUAAGAUUAAACAUGAUGUUGAAUUACAAGGUCGUGAUGAUCCUGAAGUGUUUGAUGAUGCUAAGAAUUAUGUUUAUAAUAUAAUGGAACGUGAAUCAUUUCCAUUAUUUUUACAACAGAAUGCAUUACAUAAUUUAAAUAAUAAAUCUGUGUUGAUUAGAUUAAUCUUGGGGUUGUUUUUGUUAUUUGCAGGGUUUUGGAUUAGUUAUGUUUUGAUUUUCAUAAAUAUUAGACCUAAGUCCAUAAGAGCAGUUAUUAUAGUCCCAUUUUUAUUAGGUGUUUAUUUAGUUUUAACUUUUUUAUAUAAAUUAGAUCCUAUUAUGGUUUGGUUGGGGUUAAGUGAUAAUCAAGAAUUAUAUCAUCCAAAGAUUCAUGGUUCUAAAGGUUCCAAUUUAAAGAAAAAUUGGGUUAAGAAUUUAAAAGAACCAUUUAUUAAAAAAUUGUUGAUUAAGAGAUCUAUUUGGAUUGUUGGGUUAACUUUAUUGAUUUCUGCGGUUUUAAGUAUUUUGUUUGGUUUGGUUCCAGGUCAUAGAUUAUAA